This is a messenger RNA of Caenorhabditis remanei, 1881 nucleotides long. RefSeq lists its product as uncharacterized. NCBI's taxonomy places the organism in Eukaryota, Metazoa, Nematoda, Chromadorea, Rhabditida, Rhabditidae. The transcript has 7 exons. The record is from RefSeq and is a predicted model, not a curated record. Bases 1 to 1881 code for a protein of 626 amino acids.
AUGUCAUUUCCAACUCUUCUAGUCCGUCCGAACGAGAAGAAUCCGAAAUUUCUCCGUCAAUCCAACCAGCUCGUCGAGCGCAAUUUAAUCAACGCGGAAGGGAGAAAAAUGUUGGCGAAAAUGCUGGCGACGAUGGUUGCAGAAGUGAAAGGUAUAUACGCGUUGGAUGAGAAGAGAGCAGAACUCACAAAAAGCGGAAUACUGUUCGAAAAACUGAAAUUAGCUCACCAAACUUCGAGAGAUGUCAUGGAAGAUCGGUAUUCUUUGGCGGAACUCGGGCGGCAGGUUCAAGAGAAGAAGUUGGAUGUUCAGCGAAACUACUACGAAUGCGAUCAUCUUCGAAAGUCGGUGCAAACAACCAAUGCUGAAGUUCGCCGGGAGAGGGAAUCGAACGAGAAACGUCUCAAUAAAACGAAAACGUCGACAGAAACGUUGAUUGCGAAAAGUGCUUCGAUAUUGAAGCUGCUCGAGAAUUCUACGGAUGUUUGCAAAUUGCGAACAAUGGAAGAAGAGAAACGGAUUCUUUUAGAGGAAGUCGAUGAGUUGAGAGACGAAAAGAAAGCUCUCGCUGAUGAUAUUCAUACUAAGAAGGCUACUUUGAAAGCCGAGUCGAAGAAACCUUUCAAAAAGAUGGUGAUCGAGUGUGCGAAACACUACGCUUUAUGUGAAACGCUCACUCCGAAGCUUAUAAAAUCGAAGAAAAACUUGCAGCUUCUGAAGGAAGAAGAGGAGAGCCGAAGAGCUUGUGGAAGUCUGGACGAGACGAUGCAAUUCGAUCGGUCGUUUGUUCUGGCUUCGAUGGAUAAAGACACAACUGCUGAGAACACUUCUCGUAACGCUGCCGCUCAUAACGAGUCUGUACAAAAAUCUUCCUCUCGAUCGACUUCAUUCAACGAAAGUAUUCAACAAAAUCAGACAAUGGAAGUUGAAGAAGAACAAGAUGCCUCACAUCACAGUGAAAAUUCACGCGAUGGAAGUACCGAAAUGCCGCCUGUCCCAGUUGAAACGACACCGACCCCUGUGGUCGUUCCAAAGCCUACUCCAGCGGUGUCGAAGGUGGCUCCAGUAGUAGCAAAACCAGCUCCUGUAGUAGCGAAGCCAACUCCAGUAGUAACGAAACCAGCUCCAAUUACUGCAAAGCCGGCUCCCGUAGUAACAAAAUCGUAUUCAGUGGCUACAAAGCCUGCUCCAGUAGCUGCAAAUCCACCUGAAGCUACUCCAAAACGUCGUGAGAGUAUGGUGGAAACGCAAAGAGUUAUACCAAGAGAACCAAGUCCAGAGCCAGAAGAAGAACCAGAAGAGGAAGAUGCAAAUCGUUCCGUCGAUGUUAUGGAUCAGGGAGAGGAUCAAGAAGAAGACGUCGAACCGAUGGAAACAGAAGAACAACCGGAUGUCGUGAUUCCACCGUCUCCCGCUCCACAUGAAAAUGUAGAUAUUAAACCAUCGGCUCCCGAAGUUCUUGAUAUCAGUCACCAAGAAGAUAGUCAGAACGAUGUGGAGAUGCGAAUCGAUGAUGACGAGGUAUUGAGUGAGAACGGGUCGAGUCGAAGCGCCAGUUUCAAUUUCAACUUUUUCGGAAACACAAAAGGAGGAGCUGGAGAGGUUGUUGCGAAUGAUACAGACGGAAACUUCGAUUUCAACUUUGGCGGCGGUGACGACGUGUCAACGAACGGAUCCGGCGGCGCUUUCGACUUUCUAAAUUGUGGCGGAGGAGACGAAGGACAAUCGAAUAAUAAUGAUGCAGAUCCAUUCGGUUUCGGAGCGAAUACCGGUGGAACUGGAGGUGGCGAUAUGUCGUUCAACUUCAAUUUUGACGGUGAUAAUGAAGGAGGAACCAGUUCGGGCGCCGGUGGAAAUAGCACUUCUUUCUUCAACUUUUAG